Hyaena hyaena (striped hyena) is the source of this 2524-nucleotide messenger RNA. It is a transcript of the gene ENTHD1, whose product is annotated as ENTH domain containing 1. Gene Ontology annotation, cellular component: plasma membrane; clathrin vesicle coat; endosome. The record is from RefSeq and is a predicted model, not a curated record. The transcript is spliced from 6 exons. Gene Ontology annotation, molecular function: clathrin binding; phospholipid binding. Gene Ontology annotation, biological process: endocytosis. The coding region runs from base 97 to 1911 and encodes 604 amino acids. NCBI's taxonomy places the organism in Eukaryota, Metazoa, Chordata, Mammalia, Carnivora, Hyaenidae.
ACUGGGGGCCAAUUCCCUCUCCAUUUUAUAAACCAAUUAUAUAAGCUCCUAUUCCAUUGCUCACAUCCCCAUCUCACCUUCCAACGUGGCUUACCGAUGGCAUUCAGGAGGCAAGUGAAAAACUUCAUGAAGAAUUACUCAGAUGCCGAAAUAAAAGUCAGGGAAGCAACUUCUAAUGACCCUUGGGGUCCCUCUAGUUCUUUGAUGUUAGAUAUCAGUGACCUGACUUUCAACACAAUUUCUCUGUCGGAGAUUAUGAACAUGCUAUGGCAGAGACUCAGCGAUCACGGGAAGAACUGGCGCCACGUGUAUAAGUCCCUUACGCUCAUGGAUUAUCUCAUCAAGAAUGGAUCGAAGAAAGUCAUCCAGCACUGCAGAGAGGGCUUCUGUAAACUUCAGACACUAAAAGAUUUUCAACACAUAGAUGAAGCUGGAAAAGACCAAGGAUACUACAUCCGGGAAAAGUCGAAACAAGUCAUCACAUUGCUGGUGGAUGAACAGUUGCUGCACAGAGAGAGAGAAGUCGCAUGUCGGACGAGACAGCGAACCUCCUACUUUGUGGCAUUUCCUAAAAGAUUACCUGGUACAGCCAACUCCCCAGCAGCAUGUGCCUCUGCCCACACACCAGAAAUUCCUGCCUCGGAGAAGAAAUGUAAGCUUCUUAACGUUGCAAGGCGACACAAUAAAAAAAAUGCUUCCAAGGCAGGAUUAAAACAAGAGCAGCGCCAAGAUAUUCAACUGCCUGGUGGGACUGCGCUGUCCCAGGAAGCACUACCAGUCAGGAUGAAUGCUUGGAAAUCAACAGAGGACCUGAUGUUAUUUUAUGAGGACGAUCCAAAGCCAGUUUUGCCUACGGUUCCUCCUCCUGUUAUCUCGUCAACUAAACUGUUAUCAGAAGAACAAGCAGACGUUUGUAACCUCUGUGAUGCAGAUGCUAUGCCUACUCCCUCAGAAGAAAGCCCAUCUCUGCAGUCAAAUGUGAGUUUGGACAAGAAAUCAGACUGUACCGUCACAAAUACCAUAACCGAAAGCCCUUUGCAAAUCCCUCUGGAGAAGCAGUCAGCUGCAAAAAGUUUUGAAACAUUGACAACUUUACCAUCACUUUGGUCAUCGAAUACAGAAGAGUUUAUCAACCCUAAUUUAAGGAUGUCCAAGUCCGAUUCCACGUUCUACAACCAGACUUCUGUGGAGACACUCUAUGUCUCUCCUUCAUUCAAAACAUUCGACCCAAGGAAGGAUCAUCUGAAGCCAGCACAGUCCAGCAUUUUGCAGAUGGAUGAGGAAAACCUCAAGACUGUGACCACGUGGGUUUCAACCACUUCUGAAGGAACUGCCUCCUUUUCUACUUUAUCCAUGCCGUCUCCUGGUUCGGCCUCUCCGGAGAAGUCUGUUCAUCUCCUACCCCCGAUUUUGGCGGGAUCUUCCUUCUGGACUCUGAUCCAUCAACAGUCUUCUUCUGCCUCCUUUAAAGAUGAAGAUAAGACAGGCAGAGCUCACCACCCCUUUGCUUCUAGGGGCCGAGUAUCUUCUGAUGAAGAGAACAACAACCUUCAUCCACUGGGAAGUCUUCCAGAGAACUCUGAGUCUGCUAAGGAGCAGACAAGUCCUGCUUCUGCCAGUAACUGGGCAGAGUUUUCCGCCGCCAGUGUAGACCAUGUCACCUCUGUGUCCUGUCCGAGUUUUCAGACACCUGCCGGCCUGCCGGGGGAGCCUGAAGCAAACAAUUCCAUUAAAAUUCUGCUAGGGGAGGUGAAAAGUGCCAUAGUCAAACUACACGAAGACCUGAGCACGGUGAUAAGAGAACUUAAUGUCAUCAAUAGCCAUCUGGUGAGCAUGAGUGAGAAUAGUCUGCAACUAAGCAAGUCUUCCCAGCCUCCCCAUGCUCCCGAGGGGACCUCAGAUCACAUCUAACAAGCCCAAGAGCCACUUUUGGUAGAAUUCGUGUGGUCCCACUUCCCGAAGACUUAAGUUAACUUUUUAUAGAUUCUCACCAAUUCUGGCAAAAAUCUGGUAGUAGUUUGAUUUUUCCUCGUCAGGCUUAUUAUUGAAUUAUCUUUCAAACCAAUCAACUCAUUUGGGUGGUUUAUUUUUAAAAAAAGAAAAGGUACCACUUUGAUAAUAUUGUAAGAUUUAAAUAGGAACUAGUUUUCAUUUGAAACUGAAGACAGUUUCUUUCUUCCACACCCUGGACUUUACCUCAAAAUAUGUUCAGCAUUAGAGGAAGUUGUGACAAGAUCUCAAACUGCAAAUGGCUCUCCCAGAGCUGUUGGAUGAGCAGGCAGUAAGAAGCCCUUCAGAGCCUGGGGUAGCUGUUCCAGAUGCUCGCGUGCCGAGUUUCAGAUUCUGCAAACCAAGGGCCAGCAACCUUUCCCUUCCUGUGACUGCCACUGUUGGUUGGGGAUUAAGCUAAGACAAGUGGAGCAUGGAACAAGUGUUUUUAUUGUUAAUGUAUAUUGCAAAGUGAAUUCAAAUGCAUAAUUUUCUUUCUUGUAUUCGGAAAAUAAACGUGAUAUUUUUCAUCUUC